Messenger RNA from Lactuca saligna, 889 nucleotides. Lineage: Eukaryota; Viridiplantae; Streptophyta; Magnoliopsida; Asterales; Asteraceae. The record is from the annotation of a GenBank genome assembly.
AUGGGUUUCAUCGGAGAUUCGAUCGGUUCGUUGAAGUCCAUUAAUGUCAGACAAGCAUUAGAGCAGGCCAUCACCCUGGGUAUGAUUGUUUCAUCUGCACUAAUUCUAUGGAAAUUUCUGAUGUGUGUGACUGGUAGUGAAUCACCUGUUGUAGUUGUUCUUUCUGAAAGCAUGGAGCCUGCAUUCCAAAGGGGAGAUAUUCUGUUCUUACGAAUGGGUGAAGACCCUAUUCGAGCAGGUGAAAUUGUUGUGUUCAACAUUGAUCGUCGUGAGAUUCCCAUUGUUCAUCGUGUGAUCAAGGUUCAUCAACGUAAUGAUACAUCAGAUAUUGAUAUUCUUACAAAAGGGGAUAAUAAUCCUACGAAUGACCGAGGUCUAUAUGCGCCAGGUCAGCAAUGGCUUCAAAGGCAGCAUAUCAUGGGUAGAGCUGUUGGGUUUUUACCUUAUGUUGGUUAUAUUACAAUCGUAAUGACUGAAAAACCCAUUAUAAAGUAUGUUCUUAUCAGUGCUUUGGGUUUUCUGGCUCUUACAUCUAAAGAUUGAUAACCAAGAUUCCAGAAGUUUCCAGUUCUUUACACAUAUUUAUCAGAGGUUAAUUGGUAGUUGAGAAUAGUUGUUCUGAAUAGAUUCAAUCUUAACAUCAACAAAAUAAAACCAGUCAUUUGAGGUUGGAUGUUAUGUUAUAGCUGUCCAUUUUUUCAUUCAAGUUGAAGAAAGCUAAAUUUGUUGGGUUUUACGUGUCCUUUAUAAAGAUUUUUUAAAGUUUUAGUUAACAAUCAAAUAUUUUUAUUCAAAAACAAUUCCACUUGGCAUUAUAGUUUGUUCAAAACACAUGUAAGAAGCGAGGUUCUAUAUUCUAAGACUACUUUUAGUGGUAGCUUUUGGCAAA